Molecule: messenger RNA, 1093 nt
Organism: Rhincodon typus (whale shark)
Lineage: Eukaryota; Metazoa; Chordata; Chondrichthyes; Orectolobiformes; Rhincodontidae
Product: pyruvate kinase PKM-like
Exons: 4
Coding region: 1-576 (191 amino acids)
Biological process (GO): glycolytic process
Cellular component (GO): cytoplasm
Molecular function (GO): magnesium ion binding; potassium ion binding; pyruvate kinase activity
Source: RefSeq, a predicted model, not a curated record
AUGCGGCUCUCCGAGCUGAAAGCUCCUGCAUGCUAUUAUGUCGGAUUUAAUGGGAAGCAUCAGCAAUUUUCCACAGUAUUUUCAUUUUACCCAUUUGGAAGUGAUUUGCAGGGCGAUGACAUGGUUGGAGCAAUGACAGACAACCUUAUUGAAGCACACCAGUGUCUUUGGGGACUUGACAAGGUAGAUGUGGAAAGCCGUGGAGUUGAUUUGGAAAGUUUUGCUACUACAAAACAUAACUGUUUACCCUAUGAAUUCCAUCUACCAACAGUGUUGUUUGUGUUUAGGUCUGCACACCUGGUAUCCAGAUACCGCCCACGUGCUCCAAUCAUUGCUGUAACUCGUGAACCUCAGACUGCACGUCAGGCUCAUCUUUACCGUGGUAUCUUCCCUGUCCUCUUCAAACCACCAGCUGAUGCAGUAUGGUCUGAUGAUGUUGAUCACAGGGUGAAUUUUGCCAUGGAAGUUGGCAAGGCUCGUGGUUUCUUUAAGUCAUGUGACCUGGUGAUAGUGCUGACAGGCUGGCGCCCAGGAUCUGGUUCCACCAACACCAUGCGUGUGCUGCAAGUGCCCUGAAUGGAUAGGAACACCUUCGUCCACUGCAGUACCACCACCUCCCUUUAGGCAGCUGUCGCUUUAUGUACUGCAGAGCGGCUGCUAACCCUUUGAGCAGCUCCACUUCAGCAACUAAAAGAAUGCAGCGUUCUUGGUCAUAACAUGUUCACUCCUUAUCACGUUGCUCUGUACUGAACUUUGACUUCCUGAUGUAAGACUAUUAAAAAUGUUUCAGUCAGUGUAGUAUGUUGUACUAAGUGCAUCAUACCUUCAUAACCCUUUAUUUAUACUUGUGGUUGAGAUCUACAGUAAAAUAAACUGCCCAGUAAUGAACCCUGGUAUUAUUUAGGUAUGGCCUUGGCUAAAUUAGAUGUGCAUUAUUCAGAUACUGUACUAUUCUUUUUAAGUUCAAUCUGUUGAAGUUUGAGAUUAGACCAGAUGUUUCACUUAGUACAACAUGCUUUUGUGAAUAUAGGAGAAAUGCAGUUUAAUUGCACAUUUUGUGGAUAUCAAUAAAAGCUAGCUCCCAAAAGUUUCA